Messenger RNA from Panicum virgatum (switchgrass), 570 nucleotides. Its product is annotated as disease resistance protein Pik-2-like. The transcript has 3 exons. The coding region runs from base 1 to 570 and encodes 189 amino acids. NCBI's taxonomy places the organism in Eukaryota, Viridiplantae, Streptophyta, Magnoliopsida, Poales, Poaceae. The record is from RefSeq and is a predicted model, not a curated record.
AUGCAUCAUAUGUCUAAAGAGCUCGAAAGCAUACGCGCCGCGCUCUGGAAUGUCGGCGAGGUGCCAGUGGAGCAGCUCAACAAGCUGGUAAGGAUCUGGGCCCGGGAUGUCAGGGAGCUGUCCUAUGACAUGGAGGAUAUCGUCGACACCUUCAUGGUGCGUGUCCAGGGCCCUGACACCCCGAGCAAGAAGAGUGCCAAAAGAUUCAUCAAGAAGUUGGUCAAUAUAGUCACUAAGGCUACGACUCGCCAUGAGAUAGCACAAGAGAUCAAGGACAUCAAAGAGCGUGUCAGGGAAGUGGCCGAGCGACGCGACAGGUACAAGGUUGAUGCUAUUAAACCUGUCAAAACCUUGGUUGACCCUCGCAUAUCAACUCUAUACACUAAGGCUACAGAUCUCGUUGGCAUUGAUGAGGCAAGAGAAGAACUAAUCACCAGGCUGACAAAGGGGGAUGAUAUGUCUGCACAGCAGCAACGGGUAGUCUCUAUAGUUGGUUUUGGAGGAUUAGGCAACACAACACUUGCCAAAGCAGUGUAUGACCAGCUUAAGAUUGCAUUUGCACAGAUUUGA